CACCUUCGCGCCGUGCCCGAGGUUUCUCAGCCGAGUGCAAUUCGGCGUGCCCAGCUUGCUGUGUGUCCGUGCCCUCUCCCUCCCCCUGACCAUUGCUGGACUCCAGAUCCGUUCGCCCCCUUAAAGCCUCCUCUCCGCCUCUCUCCACCCCUUUCCUUCCCGUCUACACUCCAUCCUCCAUCCACCCCCCACUCCCACCCGUGCAAGGGGCAAAGAGCAAAGACACUCGGGAAAGGCCAGGGCCACUUCCAUCUCUUCGCGCUGGAGGAGGCCUCGGGCAGCGGCUGCGCUGCAAGUGACAAUCUUUGGGGAAGAGCGCAGCGCCAGAGAGCAGUCCCGGAAACCAGCCCGGAACGGCGGGGCUCGCCACCGAAUCCAGCGCAUCGAGGAUCUCAGCCCGGCGAUCACAGUCCUGGGACGAUCCCGGAGCCUGCCUGUCCUCGGGGGUGUCCGGAGCGGUGGUCUUGGGCCACGUUCCCUGACAUCGCCCUGCUAGGUGCGCACGCGGCUCUGGCUUUGGUAUGCAAAGACCAUCUCCCUGCAAGUCUCCAAGGUGGAAUCCUUGAGAGGAUUACAAGCGUGGUUCGGUAGCCUUUCCAAAAGUUGGUAACCGGAAGAGAAGAAGAAACCAAGGCUCUAGGAUGAAGGGUGUUACUGAACCUCCCAGAGAGUUUGCCCCUCCCGCGGGCAGCGCCUGGAAGCAGCCUCCGCGGACCUGAGCGCUCUGCACUGCUAGUUUUGUAAUCAACCAGGAAUGAUGAAACCUUCCAUCGCUGAGAUGCUUCACACAGGGAGGAUGUUGUGGAUAAUUCUUCUAAGCACAAUCGCUCUAGGAUGGACUACCCCGAUUCCCCUGAUAGAGGACUCAGAGGAAAUAGAUGAGCCCUGUUUUGAUCCAUGCUACUGUGAAGUUAAAGAAAGCCUCUUUCAUAUACAUUGCGACAGCAAAGGAUUUACAAAUAUUAGUCAGAUUACUGAAUUUUGGUCAAGACCUUUUAAACUGUAUCUGCAGAGGAAUUCAAUGAGGAAAUUAUACACCAACAGUUUUCUUCAUUUGAAUAACGCUGUGUCCAUUAACCUUGGGAACAAUGCUUUGCAGGACAUUCAAAUGGGAGCUUUCAAUGGUCUUAAAAUCUUAAAGAGGCUGUACCUACAUGAGAAUAAACUAGACGUCUUCAGGAAUGACACUUUCCUUGGCUUGGAAAGUCUGGAAUAUCUACAAGCAGAUUACAACGUCAUUAAACGUAUUGAGAGUGGAGCCUUUCGGAACCUAAGUAAAUUGAGAGUUCUGAUUUUAAAUGAUAAUCUUAUCCCCAUGCUUCCCACAAAUUUAUUUAAGGCUGUCUCUUUAACCCACUUGGACUUACGGGGAAACAGGUUAAAGGUUCUUUUUUACCGAGGAAUGCUAGAUCACAUUGGUAGAAGCCUGAUGGAGCUCCAGCUAGAAGAAAACCCCUGGAACUGUACCUGUGAGAUUGUGCAAUUGAAGAGCUGGCUGGAACGCAUUCCUUACACUGCCCUGGUGGGUGACAUCACCUGCGAGACUCCUUUCCAUUUCCAUGGAAAGGACCUGCGAGAAAUCAAGAAGACGGAGCUCUGCCCCUUGCUGUCUGACUCUGAGGUGGAGGCCAGUUUGGGGAUUCCUCACUUGUCCUCAAGCAAGGAGAACGCAUGGCCAACCAAACCUUCCUCCAUGCUGUCCUCUGUCCAUUUUACCGCUUCUUCUGUUGAAUACAAGUCCUCAAACAAACAGCCCAAACCCACCAAACAACCCCGGACACCACGACCACCCUCCACAUCCCAGGCUUUAUACCCUGGUCCAAAUCAACCUCCCAUUGCUCCUUACCAGACCAGACCACCAAUCCCCAUCAUAUGCCCUACUGGGUGUACCUGUAAUUUGCACAUUAAUGACCUUGGCUUGACUGUCAACUGCAAAGAGCGAGGAUUUAACAACAUUUCUGAACUUCUUCCGAGGCCACUGAAUGCCAAAAAACUGUACCUGAGUAGCAAUCUGAUUCAGAAGAUAUACCGUUCUGAUUUUUGGAAUUUUUCUUCUUUGGAUCUCUUGCAUCUGGGGAACAACCGCAUUUCCUAUGUCCAGGACGGGGCCUUCAUCAACCUGCCCAACCUAAAAAGUCUGUUUCUCAACGGCAAUGACAUAGAGAAGCUGACCCCCGGCAUGUUCCGGGGACUGCAGAGCUUGCAUUACUUGUACUUUGAGUUCAACGUGAUCCGGGAGAUCCAGCCCGCCGCCUUCAGCCUCAUGCCCAACUUGAAGCUGCUGUUCCUCAACAACAACCUGCUGAGGACUCUGCCCACAGACGCCUUCGCGGGCACCUCCCUGGCUCGGCUCAACCUGAGAAAGAACUACUUCCUCUACCUUCCCGUGGCCGGCGUGCUGGAACACUUGAACGCCAUUGUGCAGAUAGACCUCAACGAGAAUCCCUGGGACUGCACUUGUGACCUGGUCCCCUUCAAGCAGUGGAUCGAGACCAUCAGCUCCGUCAGCGUGGUGGGAGAUGUGCUCUGUAGGAGUCCCGAGAACCUCACGCACCGGGACGUGCGCACCAUCGAGCUGGAAGUGUUAUGUCCCGAGAUGAUGCACGUUGCACCAGCCGGCGCAUCCCCGGCCCAGCCUGGAGAGCCUUACGGGGCUGGGGGCCCGACGGGCGUGCCACCUUAUGAACUGUCUCCGCCUGGGGGUCCUGUGCCACUUUCGGUGCUGAUUCUCAGCCUGCUGGUCCUGUUCUUUUCCGCAGUCUUUGUGGCCGCAGGUCUCUUCGCCUACGUGCUCCGCCGCCGCCGGAAGAAGCUGCCCUUUAGGAGCAAGCGGCAGGAAGGCGUGGACCUCACGGGCAUCCAGAUGCAGUGCCACCGGCUGUUUGAGGACGGGGCGGGGGCCGGGGCCGGGGGCGGAGGCCGGCAGGCCCUCUCCUCCCCCGAGAAGGCUCCGCCCGUGGGUCACGUGUACGAGUACAUCCCGCAUCCGGUCACCCAGAUGUGCAACAACCCCAUCUACAAGCCCCGGGAGGAGGAGGAGGCGGUGUCCACCGCGGCGGUGCAGGACGCGGGCGGCGCGGACCGGGGCGGCCCCGGGACGCAGCCUCCAGGCCUGGCCGAGGUGCUCCUAGGCGGCGAGCAGUUUGCAGAGAGCGCCAAGGAGGCCCACAGCAACUACCGGACCUUGCUGGAAAAGGAGAAGGAGUGGGCCCUGGCCGUGUCCAGCUCCCAGCUCAACACCAUAGUGACGGUGAAUCACCACCACCCGCACCUGCACCACGCUGCCGUGGGUGGGGUGCCGGGGGGAGUUGGGGGUGCUGGGGGAGACUUGGCUGGGUUCCGACACCAUGAGAAGAACGGUGGGGUGGUGCUGUUCCCCCCGGGGGGAGGCUGUGGUGGUGGCAGUAUGCUCCUCGACCGUGAGAGGCCACAGCCAGCUCCCUGCACGGUAGGAUUUGUGGACUGUCUUUAUGGCACUGUGCCCAAAUUAAAGGAACUCCAUGUCCACCCCCCUGGCAUGCAAUACCCAGACUUGCAGCAGGAUGCCAGGCUCAAAGAAACCCUUCUCUUCUCAGCUGGAAAGGGCUUCACAGACCACCAAACCCAAAAAAGUGAUUACCUCGAGUUAAGGGCCAAACUUCAAACAAAACCUGAUUACCUCGAAGUCCUGGAAAAAACAUCAUAUAGGUUCUAACAGAAAGAAGAAAAUAAAUUAGUACUUUUUUUUUUUCCAAAAGAAAAAGAAAGUAAAAGAAAUCUAUCCCUUGUUCCUUAUACAUUUGUCCCGAUAUCUCCGUGCUCACAAUCUUCCCUGCCCUAAACAGAAUCGAAACCGCAUGAUAACUAGAGAAUUCAGAUGUAUGCUCUGCCCUCUCAGAUGUGGUUUGGAGGAAGGGCCAUACUCAGAUCAUUAAUCAAUGAAGUGCCUUCGCAGACUUUUGCCAGCAAAUGUUAUCAUUAUUUUUUAUACUGAAACUUGAGACUUUGACUGUGCCAUGUGUAAGGUAUACUGAGGAUCGUUGUAUUGAUCCUGAUUAAGUAAAAUUCAAUGUGUCUUUUUAUUUUUAGUAACUUUUUUCCCCCCCUUAAAUGUAGUUUUGUUUGAAAAGGAGGGAGGGGAAUUGGCGUUUGGGGCUCUUUCCUCUCCCCAUCAUGGCACAGUUUCUGUACAUGUAUUAACAAUGCAGUUUGCUGCAUGCCUGAAAACUGCAAGACGGGGAGGGAGGGGCGGGUCUUGCUCGAAUGUUCUCACUCAAUCUCUCGUCUGUCUCACACAGUCUUAUAUGCAAACCAUGAGUCCCUGCAUACAGUUAGGUUUCUAGACCUGCCGUUGUUGCAACAUACACACACACACACACACACACACACACACACACUCACACACACGCCACUCCCCUGCAGCCCAAUCAGCUUAGUUCGGGUUUGAUCCAUUUCUCUCCUCUCCAUGUCUUCACCUGCUCGUCACUCCUAGUUGUACAGCUCAUAGUGUCUCUCCUAGGACCCUGGGGAAAGUCAGAUUGGAGGCUGGAUCCUACCGAAGCAAAGGCCUGGUGGUUUAACAGGUGGAAACACAUGUAGGUAUAAGCACCCUCUUCGUGACACUUCAUCCUGAUGCCAAGAUUUUUUGGGGAACAUCUGCACUUUCUUAUAUAUAUAUAUAUAAAUAUAAAUAUAAAUAAUAAUAAAAAUAAAAAAGCAACUGGGUAUAUAUCACUAACAGCUUUGUAGGAAGCACUUUUAAUGUUUUCUCUCACACACAAAGAUUCAAAAGAAAUGUGCAUAUAUUUAUUCUGUAAUUUCAGUGAUUAUAAAUUGUAAAGGUAAUGUUUAAUCAUUGUAUAGUGAUUAUGCGUCUGGUAUAGCUUUCCUAAUAAAAAGAUUUUGAAAAUCAUAAUACAUUAUAUAUAGAGGAUACAAAGCUUGAAACCUAAGCUUCAGCUAUGCCAUGCCUUUUGUGCUCCCAUUUAAAAGUAAUUAUUUCUUUUAUUUGUUAUACAGAAAGCUAAUUUAUUAACAAGUUUGAUUCACUGUGAUAUCGAUAAAUUGUACAAUCCCUACUCCAUAGCAGGAUAUAAUUGGGACUUAACAAUGUUUGAGUUAUAGUUCAUUUCUUUUUCUUGGACUGUGAAUUUCAAUUUUUUAGUACCCCAACAAAGCACUGUUUCUUAGGCAUGAUGCAAUUGGAAGAAAAUAAAGCAACUAGAUUUCUACUAUAGGAUUAUUCAGAGGAAGGCAAUCAAAGAUCCGUGCAUCUUAAGAUAGUGAAUAACAUACAGAAAAUAGUGAACUUGCUAUCUUUGAAAGAUAUGCACUAAAAUUAUCUAACACCAACACUUCGCCCCAUCCACACAUAUGUGACACAAUCAGAACCAAUGCAGCCAGUGUGACUGUCAGAAUACCAAUGUCUGUGAAAGCUGUCUCUAAUAUUUAGCCACUGUUUCUGCCAAUCACUGACAGCAAAGACCCCAGUGAUGUUUGAAUUUAAAACACAGAAUACUAAAUGAGUGUUACUUUCUGUAUGACAUUUAAGUGAUCUGGAAAAAGUUAACUUGACAAUAACUCAAGUUACUUUGCAUUUAGCUGUGUGUGAAACCAAAGAAAACUGGAUUUUAGGAUGCCAGCAUCUUGAUAAAAAAAAGAAUCGGUUUUGAGGCAGGUAUGUAUCUUGGUAGGCCAGUAGAGGGCAGCAGAGCUCCAGCGAUCCAUGAAUUUGGGAGCUGCAGAAUUGCGCAGUGAGGCGGUGUUUUCUGCCAGUGUUUCCUCCAGUUGCUCUUAGUGGAAAUUAUCAUUACGUAUUGAAUGUAAUUCAUCAUAAGUCACUGAUGCCUUACAUCACAUUUUUCCCACAGAAAGAAAUAAGGCCAGCGGUUUUUAAAGCUAGAUGUUGAUAAAGCAUUAAGACACUGUAUUAAAGAAAAAAGAAAAAUCCUUAAGAAUAUCUAGCACUCAUAUAACCCUUGAUUAAUCACAUAUAACGAUCAUCAUAGGAAUGCAUCAAAAUUAAAUAUACAAAUAUAACAACAAAAGACCGACUUUUCAGGGAUAUCUUGCAUUUGAUAUGUUGUGUCUAUAGCUUUUACCCUUUACUUGAAUAUUUUAGUUUAUUUAGGGGGAAAAUCCAUGGACAUAAUUGACUUACUUUAUGGAAAAUACUAAGAUGAAGUUAGUCUUCUUCAAGACCGUCAGGCCCACAAUUAAAUAUGGUGUUCUUCUUCCCUUUUGCUCUUUUUUGUUUUUAUUUUUUGAGACAGGGUUUCACUAUGCAGUUCAGUCUGGUCUUGAACUUGCCAUGAUCCUCCUGCCUCAGGGAUUAUGAGCAUGAGCCACCACACAGUUUAUCUUCUUUUUAUUUAUUUAUUUAUUAUUUUUAUUUAAUCUUCUUUUUAUUUCUAAUUUCACCGAAGGUCGUCUGUUUUCUAGUGGUCUCACUUUCCUCCUUCGCAAUCAUCUCUCUUGUUUGCUGAUUUUUUUAAGGCACAGAAAGCCUUGAAAACUCUCAACUACAGUUAUCAUAUUUCCAUUCCCCUUCAUCAAAUAUUUCAGUGAAUAGUAGAAAGUACACCUAAAUCUCAAAUACAAAUCUAGAUAUUUCUGAUAUUAAUAAUCUCUUCUUUAAUAACCAUGCACACGUCGAAAACAUUUUAUAUUAAAAGAAUCAGGUUGAAAAUCCAUAAUAACCCUGGUGCUUUUGACAUUUGAAAAAUAAGUCUACAUAAACCAUAUCCAAUUAUAAUAUCCCUGGUAAUUAUGUUUUUUAUUUAUCAAGUACAGAAACUAAGACUAUAUUGUCUUAAAUGCAAGUAGUAAUGAGGAAUACAUUUAUUCCCCUUGUGAAAAUAAAUUUACAUGAGAAAGGAAUUUUUUAUUCAAGAUGACGAUUUUUUGCUUUUAUGGAUUUCUCUACAUCCUGGUUAAGCCACUUAUUUCAAUUUGCAUUAAGAUUACUUCAGUUAGCUUUAAUUUGUAAUGCUAGAUAUGUUUUCUGUUCUCAUGGAUAUUAAUACAGCUACAGAUUAGAAUCUGUUUUACAUUUUUUUUUUUUUUGGUCUAAAAUACUUUUUUGAAGAAUAGAUAAUUCAUUUCAUAGCAAUGGUCAGCUAGUGAAGCAGACCAAGAUUUGACAGAUAUUUGCUAUUAUCCAUUCUUAUUUUUACCACUGAUUACAGUAAUAUUUGGAAAUAAUAAACACUGUAAUGUCUCAUGAGCCAUCAUAUUAUUAGUAAAAAAUAAUUGAAAGUAAACAUCUAGUUUAAUUCAGCAACAGAUUAAACACAUUACACAUCGUUCUAUGGUAUAAUUUGUGUGGGUGCUUUUAUAUUUUUAUUUUAAAACAUUACUUCAUUUACUUGCAAAAUAUUUUUUAAAGAAGGAUGAUGAAUAUCAUAAUUUAAUAAAAAUUAAGAGGGAAUCAAAAGGAAAAUUUAAUGACUGAGUUUGAACAAUUGUUUUCUUUUGUUUUUCUCUUUUCUACCUUCUUGGAAUUUUAGAUCUAAACUCUUGCUAUGUGAAAAGAACCAUAUUUGUGUUUCAGAUUAUGGAAACUCAUAAUGUAGUCUUAAAACAGAAAGACUUUUUAACUAAUGUUUUAGCACAUUAUUUGAUUCAUUUAUUGUAAAUUCCUUAGUUGUACAGGCUAUCCUUUUGCAAAUUAUUGUUUAAGUCAGUAUUUGUUGUACUUUGUCAAAUGGCUAGGACAAGGGAAAUAUUAAUGAAAUAUUUUACAAGAUAAUAAGACGUAUGACUAUGAAAUAAGUCAAGAUUAUUGUGAGAAAAAAAUGGUAGCUAAAAAAACCCAUCUUCAGUGAUUUGAUUUACUUUAAUUUGAACUUAGAUAUUUAUGAAUAUUUAGCUCAAAAUUCUCACCUCUGAAAAUUCAGGUGGACAGAACACAAACACCAUUAAUUCACCCUAAAAAUGUUAUAUUUAACAUAUUACAGGUCUUUUAAAGGUAAUAGGAGCAAUAACACAUGUGUAAUUGGGCAAUCAUGUGUGUGUAUAUAUAUAAAUAGCACUAUUAUAUAUGUAUAUACCUUGUAUAUACAUGUAUAUAGUUUAUAUAUGCUGAAUUAUAUGUAAAUUAUGCAUUUUUCUUAUAUGUGUAAUAAUUUUAGUUUUAUGCAUUUAUUUUUCUUGCAUCUGUUUUGCCACCAUCCAAGUGAAGCUGGAUGUGAUGUCUUCAUUUUCUGAAUACUUACAUGUAAAAAGUAAAACUGUAAUUAAUAUUUCUGAAUUUAAAAGGUAUUUUAUCUUCCA
Cavia porcellus (domestic guinea pig) is the source of this 8253-nucleotide messenger RNA. RefSeq names its product SLIT and NTRK like family member 3 (gene Slitrk3). NCBI's taxonomy places the organism in Eukaryota, Metazoa, Chordata, Mammalia, Rodentia, Caviidae. Gene Ontology annotation, biological process: positive regulation of synapse assembly; axonogenesis; regulation of presynapse assembly. The coding region runs from base 755 to 3694 and encodes 979 amino acids. The record is from RefSeq and is a predicted model, not a curated record. The transcript is spliced from 2 exons. Gene Ontology annotation, molecular function: protein binding. Gene Ontology annotation, cellular component: postsynaptic density membrane; GABA-ergic synapse.